Penicillium cataractarum is the source of this 519-nucleotide messenger RNA. RefSeq lists its product as uncharacterized. The transcript has 2 exons. Bases 1 to 519 code for a protein of 172 amino acids. NCBI's taxonomy places the organism in Eukaryota, Fungi, Ascomycota, Eurotiomycetes, Eurotiales, Aspergillaceae. The record is from RefSeq and is a predicted model, not a curated record.
AUGCCAUGCCAAGGGAUUCAUUACCAAUAUCGACGGGCAAGUCGAACAGCAGCAUCCUAUGGUCGCUGGUGUCUAUCGCGCAGCCCUGGCGCAACGCGAAACCACCACAUCGCAGACUCCGCUGAGAUUUUGCAAGCCGCACGUGAGUUCUACAAGGAGAAUCGAUCAACGAUCAAGUUUCCCUACAACCAGCCCACCCUCGGUUAUGUCAUCAAAUGGCUGUCAGAGCUGGGCAAGACCACGGAGCUCGAUGGACUCCUUGCGUACGCCGAUAAGCAUCUUCAGCCGACCUGGGAGAAUGGGGGCCUCUACUAUCCGCGUAAUGAUAUCGCGACAGACGAGGAAGGUCAUUGGACGCAUAUGGAUCCGUUCUCCGGCAAUUCUGCCAUUGGAUAUGCACGAUUGAAUGUCGAAAACGGACAGAAGAUCAUGAUGCACGCACCGUGGACGAAGGAGACUCUGGUUGAUCGUCCAUUUGUAGAUGGAUUGGACUUGUCGCAGGGCAUGGAUUGCUUGUGA